Alligator mississippiensis (American alligator) is the source of this 936-nucleotide messenger RNA. RefSeq names its product olfactory receptor 4N5-like. Bases 1 to 936 code for a protein of 311 amino acids. The record is from RefSeq and is a predicted model, not a curated record. NCBI's taxonomy places the organism in Eukaryota, Metazoa, Chordata, Crocodylia, Alligatoridae. Gene Ontology annotation, cellular component: membrane. Gene Ontology annotation, molecular function: G protein-coupled receptor activity; olfactory receptor activity. Gene Ontology annotation, biological process: G protein-coupled receptor signaling pathway. The transcript has a single exon.
AUGGAGCCGCGGAACUUCACAGUUUUGACGGAGUUCAUCCUCCUGGGCUUCUCCCAUUCCAUGGAAGUGCAGAUUACAUUUUUUGUCCUGUUCUUAUUGGCUUAUACGGUACUUUUGCUGGGGAACCUCCUCAUCAUAUUUAUGGUAAAAACUGACUCAUGUCUGGCUUCACUGAUGAACUUUCUCCUCUGCAACUUGUCCUUCAUUGAUAUCUGUUACUCUUCCAUCACCACUCCUAGGAUGCUGGCUGACUUGUUCUCCCAGAAAAAAACAAUUUCUUAUCAUAAUUGCAUGGCCCAGCUAUUCCUUGUGCAUUUUGUGGGGGCAACAGAGAUGUUUCUACUGAUAGUGAUGGCCUAUGACCACUAUAUUGCCAUUUGCAAGCCCCUGCACUAUAUAACCAUCAUGAAUAGGUAUGUGUGCUAUGCACUUAUAGCUGCCUGUUGGGUGGGAGGCUUUACCCAUUCCAUUGUCCAGACUGGGAUCACCAUGCAAAUACCAUUUUGUGGUCCUAAUAUAAUUGACAACUACUUCUGUGAUGUGGCCCCUGUCAUCAAACUCUCCUGCACUGAUACCUAUGUCAUUGAGUUGCUCAUGGUCUCCAACAGUGGCCUGAUCUGCUUGGUAUGCUUUCUCAUGCUGCUCAUAUCCUACAUCAUCAUUCUAGUCACGGUCAGGUUCCACUUCACUGAGGGAAAAUGGAAAGCCCUCUCUACAUGUGCUUCCCAUGUGAUGGUUGUCACCUUGUUCUUUGGGCCCUGCAUUUUCAUUUAUCUCCAUCCCUUCUCCAAUUCUUCAGCUGACAAGGUUAUUUCUCUCAUCAACACCAUCCUCACCCCUAUGUUGAAUCCUCUGAUCUACACCCUUAGAAACAAGGAUGUGAAAGAUUCCAUGAUGAAAUUAUGGAGCCGGUGUAUAUUCUUCACAGAAAAAUAA